CUCCCCACAGCGGCGAUGAUACAGAAAGCCCCGCGAGACUCAGCUGCGGCGAAGACGGCCGGCCCGCGCCCCGGCAGCACGGCCCUCCUGCCGCCAGGCCCGCCGCCUCGCCGCAGCUCCGCGCGGCUGGGCCGAGGCGGCGGCCGCGCGGGCACGGCCACGGAGGUGCUGGUGCCCAGCUCGGUCGUCGCGCCGUGCGUCACCUGCGGGAUCUGCGGCGGCCUCCUCCGCGACGCCACCACCUUCUCCGAGUGCCUCGACGCCUUUUGCAGGAAAUGCAUAUAUGACAAGUUGGCGAAGGAAAAUAUAAAGUGCUGCCCCACGUGCGGCAUCCAUUUGGGCCGUGCUCCAUUGGAGAAGCUCAGACCUGAUCAUAGCCUGCAACACAUCAGGUCAAUGAUGUUUCCUUCUAAGAGGCGCAAGGUUGCCAGCGCCAAGAAGAGGGAGGUUGUUUCAGCUCAAUCAAACCUUUCUUCAGUGGUGUAUAUAGCUGCAGAAGGAAACACUGUACCGCUGCCACCUGCUGCUUCACAAAGUAACUUACAGAAGGUGGAGGUUGAGGUGAUUGAUGAGUCUGAUGAGGCUUUGGUAGCUCAGGAAUCAAUUCAUGAGUCUUCUACAUUGAAUCUUGCUCCUAUUGGAAGAGAUGCUUUGUCACAAAUUAGGUGUCGAGACUUUCACUCAGCAUGCAUUCUUUCUGCGGAGACUGGAGCGUUGAUUGUGUGGCAACCACCACCUAUCCUAGAGGAGGUGGUCGCAGCCUCCAGGCAGGACCCAGAGACUUUUGGGCUUCCAGUGACCUCCGAUACUGAGUACCAGCGACAAGCACCGACUGUACAGAUGACCAAUACUUCAGUUGUGUCAGGCAGCUCAUUCCAUUCUAGGAUGACUGUCCAGGAUGAUGAAAACAUCAGGGCAAAUAUUCUCACAUUGUUGAAUGAGAAUAAUGCAAGGAUCAUGGGGUGUUAUGAUGCCUACAUAAACCAAUUUGAGGCAGAGAAGUCCAAAUUAAUAGAGCACUUGGAUAAUGAAAGAGCAGCUUCUCUUGAGAAGAUGAGAAUUCUUGAAGAGAGGCACAAACGAGAAUUGGAAGCUGAAAGAGCAGCAGCGGCUGAGAGGACUAGAAUCCUUGAAGAGAGGCUUCAAAGAGAAUUGAAAAAUGAACGAGAAGCUGCUGUUGAGAGAAUAAGAGUUCUUGAAGAGAGGCUCCAAAGAGAGUCCCAAUUAGUUCUGAGUCAUGAAAGCCGAAGCCAAUCUUUGGAGGCAGAGAAUUCCGGACUUAAUGAAGAACUGGAAAAUGAAAAGGCAGACAAACAGGCUCUGAUGUCAGAUAUUUUAGAGAGAAGUGAUGAGCUUGCUACACUCCAAUAUUACUGCAACAUAUUUGAGUCAAACAAGACAGAUCUAGAAAACCAAAUUGAGCAUCUGAACAAGGAAUUGGAAUAUACGAAGAAAAAGCAUGAUAGAUAUGUCGAUCAAGUCGAGGAUGCCUUUGAUGCAGCAAGGGCGGUUCUGAUAAGGAGAGACAUUGAACCUUUCUAGAACUUCUGCUGAUUUUUCAGAUUAUUUCUUUCUCUGGUUGCAUGUUAGUAGUUUUGUAUAGUGCUGUAUUAGUAUGUUCAUUGUAGCUUGGUCUUUCUCUGAGCCCUGUAUGAAUUUUGGCUUUAAUUGACAGACUGAAAUGGUUUCUAUAGAAGAGGGGUGCAGCUGUUUAAAAGCUUCCUCUUGUAUAUACCAGGUGUUCUAGUUGGUGUGCUUGGUACUGCAAAUAUAUAUUCACAAGCUAAUUAUUCCUCUGGAGGU
Panicum virgatum (switchgrass) is the source of this 1803-nucleotide messenger RNA. RefSeq lists its product as uncharacterized. Gene Ontology annotation, molecular function: ubiquitin-protein transferase activity. Bases 16 to 1542 code for a protein of 508 amino acids. The record is from RefSeq and is a predicted model, not a curated record. The transcript has 8 exons. NCBI's taxonomy places the organism in Eukaryota, Viridiplantae, Streptophyta, Magnoliopsida, Poales, Poaceae.